Tachysurus fulvidraco (yellow catfish) is the source of this 4822-nucleotide messenger RNA. RefSeq names its product separin-like. Gene Ontology annotation, biological process: meiotic chromosome separation; proteolysis. The record is from RefSeq and is a predicted model, not a curated record. Gene Ontology annotation, cellular component: mitotic spindle; nucleus; cytoplasm. Gene Ontology annotation, molecular function: cysteine-type endopeptidase activity; protein binding. Lineage: Eukaryota; Metazoa; Chordata; Actinopteri; Siluriformes; Bagridae. Bases 169 to 4281 code for a protein of 1370 amino acids. The transcript is spliced from 20 exons.
UCCCGACAGGCAGCGCGAAUUUUGAAUAAGUGCACGAAGCCGCGGUCGGUUACAAACACCACAGAAGAGCUGAGCGCUAACGAAGCUAACGCUAACAACAACGACGCUAACGCAGAUAUUUACGUCUAAAACCCAGUCGGGGUUCCGCUUUAUUUCUGCAGAAGAAGAAUGAAAUGUCUAAAAACGGAUGAUUAUGUCCAGAGGAUAUCUUGUGCAAAGGACACUGUGAUUCUUCAUGAUGAGCUGAAGAAACACGUGAAGGACGGCCUCGGACCGUUCGGCCGGACGGCGUGCGAUCGGAUCAUCCGUGCCUGCAACCAGCGUCUCGGCGGAGGAGGAGCUCUAGAUCCAGAGCUUCAGGAGCGCCUGGUGGAUCUUGUGGAGCUGGCCACGUUGGGGUAUGGAUCUGUUACAGAACAAGGAGUACAGUGUUCCUCACUUUAUCUGGAGAAGAUCAUCUUCCACAUUCUCCAGAAGCUGGUGACAUGUGAAGCUCAUGCUGCUGCAGGUCGACUGGGGGAGUUCAUGUAUGUCAGACUGCAGGGAGCAUCCUUACAGGCUGAAGACUUCAGUGUUCUGGUGCGGAACUGUUUCGCCGUCCUGUGGAACCGCUCGAGCGGUGCUCGGGCCUCCAGCCUGUCGCCCAGAGAGCGACUCGUUGGGCAGCUGCAGGCUUUGCGUUUCCGUCUGUUGGAGGAAACGUCCUCCACUUCGUCUAAGGUCCCUCUGUUUGUGGAGGAGGCGCUGAACGAGUACGAGCGUUCGUGUGGAAGCUUGUCUCAGGACGAUGCUGUGUUUUUGCUCUCCGAGUUCCGGACACGUUUUCUGAGCUCACCGGUGGAGCAGGAUCACGCUCCGACUCAACCCCUGCUGGCUGUGAGGUGUGAGACAGUGGUGAAGGUGUGCAAGCCGCUGUGUAAGAACAGACUGUGGGACGCAGCGGCACGUCUGGUGGACGGAUCGCUGGAGUACGUGCGGAAGCUGGCGAAGGGGUUGUGCCCGGUGCUGGACUUGGCGAGUCGGGCGGUGCGACUGCAUCGAGACUUCGGCUCCGGUGGGGAAUGCAGCAAAGUGUUCACAGACUGCGCUCAUAUCCUCAGAGCUCUGCCUGAUGUUCUCAGUGAUGCAGAAAGCCAUGCCCUGUUAGAGGCGUGUCAGCUGGUUGUCUGGGUGACAGAAACAGGGCAGACAAAAGGGAUGGGCGGAGCUACGCUGCUGGCCAGCUUUUCCUUUUGGGAGGAAUAUCAGGAGUUUCUAAUCAAACAGCAAAAGAGAUCGUUUUCACAGCAGCUGCAGUAUUCUCUGUGCUUCAGUCUAUACCAGGGCUUCAUCAGCACAUACGACAGUUUACACAACUCACAGGACUCGGUAGUUGAACAGUUGGACAGAAUUGUGUUAUACUGCCAGUCUACACUGGGACGCAUGAUGACUGAACUUCGCACACUGUCCAAUGACGGCUUCUUCCUGAAAGCUGUGUGUGUGGUGAACAAUGUGGUGUAUGAGUUAUUUAACAGGAAGCUGUAUACGGAAGCCUACGGACUGGUGGAGAUCAUAUGCCAGGAGCUGAGUAAAGACUGUCCAUCGUCUUUCCCUGUGGACAGAGUGAACCGCUGCUUCAUGCUAGCAGUGCAGUCCAGUCGGCGAGCAUCUCAGCUAGACCGAGCUCUAGAUUGGGUGGUGCGCUGGAUUCAGGUUUUAGGUUCUCGAGUUCUGGAUCAUCUUACAGAACCGGUGUCACUGUGGGUCAAAACCAAGUGUGACGCUGCCCGAGCCGGUGAGGAGGAAACACGCCUCAGAACCCUGAGGGACGGCAUGGGGACAGCGACCGUGGACGAGGAGGUGUUGCUGCGUCUCCUGGAGGAGGAGCUGCGGAUGUAUAAAGAGCAGAGCGGAGACACUGCACAGGAGCGCUAUAACACACUCUGUGACCUCCUGGAUAUCUGCCAUGAGGAAACCACACACACUCUCCGUCGUGCCUCUUAUCUGUGUGAGAUGGCUCAGGUGGUGUGUUACAGGGACUUCAGCGAACAGACCGACUGUUCUGCAGGUGAUUUUGUCCAAGAGGCUCUGCGCUUGUUGGAGGAGGAGCCAGAGACAGCGGAGAACUCUGAUAGGCUGAAGGAUGAAAAGGCUCACGCUUCUCUCUGGCUCUACAUCUGCAUGCUUGAGGCCAAUCUGCAGGAGGCGGUGGACACAGAGAAGCGUCUGCGUGCAGUGCAGGAGGGCAGUAAGACAUCUGCUGGUGCUGAUCUUGAAGCGAUUCCCACUAACGAUCUGGAGUAUGAAGACAAGCAGAAGGUCCAGGAGAGCCAGCUGGUGUACGAUGGACUGCGCUUCAAUUUGUCUGACCACAACAACCGCAUCAAGCCUUUAGAUAAGAGUUUAUCCCUCUGGACGACUCUACUGAAAAAAGGCUCAGUACCUGCAGUGAGGGACCCAAAACACACUGCCAACUCCAUCCUGCUAAUGGCUGCCCUUUAUACACUCAUGGGCAAGUCCCUUCAGGCUCUGGAGUGUUAUCAGCUGGCGGCGUCUCUCCUGCGACUCCUCGGUGAUGUCCAGAACAGUGCGACUGCUUUGUUCCAUGCUGCUAAACUCCUCCUGGACUUGGGCUCUCCACAGCUCGCACAGGUGCAGUUGGAUCAGGCACAGAAUUGUUUAAAUACAGAUACAAACUCUGAGGGAGCGAAAAUCCUGUGUGUCACUAACACACUACUCACAGCUCAACUGUGCUAUGCAUCAGGACAGGUGGAAGCAGGUGUGCACAGUCUGUGUGAGGUGUUGAAGGAAACUGCUCUGCAUCACUCUAAAAGCUGGUACAUGCUGAAGGCUCGAGCUCUGCAGACUGCCAGCGCUUACCUCAGUCUGGACACAAGAAUGUUGCACACACACCUGCGGCAGACCAUCGUGCAGCACGGUUUAAAGACUCCAGACACUGCUCAAUAUGAAGCACUGAAGCUCCUGUGCAGUCUGGUGAUGAUGCUGCUGGGUAAUGGCUUUUACGGAGCUCCUGCUGUCAACACGGACACUCGGUUUGUAGAUCAAGGAGACAGUGUGGUGUUUAAAUGGCUGUUACUCAGUGAGGUGCUGCUCUGCUCUGAGAGGAUGGUGCGCUUGAGGUGCAGCGGUGGAACAGCUCAUGAAGCCAAGGCUCAGUGCCUAGAGGCCCUCAAACUUGCCACAAAACUUCACACACUCAGCCACUGUGCUGAGUUGUUAGUGUUGAAGGCUGAGUUGGAGUUGAUGAAAGGUGCAGGUGAAGCCAGUGUAUUGGAUCUGGAGCAGGUCAGACACUUACUGGAUCUUUGCACAGAUUUUGGACAUCAGCAGCACCAGAAGUCCAAGAUGAAGAUAAAACCUCGUAAAGGUCGACCGGCUGUGAAAGCCUCUGUCCAUGAGAUCCCUGAGGAGGAAGAGGAGGAUAUACGUGGGCUCCUAAGUUCUCGCUCGUUGGGCAGAGAAGCUUUAGAGGAGCUGUCUGAAUUGGGGCAGGAUGCGUCGCCCCCUCUGAAGCCCAAACGGCAGCGUGUGCUGUCCUGCCUGAGCCACACUGAGUCCUGCACCUGUCCCUGCUGCACUGAACCUGGACUGGCUCGAGUCAGCGUGCUCUGGGCCCUGGCGCAGGCCGACACCCAGAGUGAGGCGCCAAAUUCACGCCAGCUUCGCCAGAUCGCUAAACUGCGCUGUCACAGUAUCGGCAUAAAGCUCCAAGCCCGCUUGGCAACACUGGUGUCCGUUAAAUGUCCGGAAAAGCCGUGCUUGCUGCAGCCAGAGGUUGUGAGGGUGCACCUGAGCACAGUGUUAACAGAGCUGUGCUGUAGCGUGGCUGAGACGGGGAAAACCGUCGCUUUGUGGGACGAGAUAGAGGCAGGACUGGAGGCUGUAGAGCCCAGAGGAGCACUGUUACCCGAGCUGGGGCCUCUGAAGGCGGCUCUGCUGGUGGCAAAAGCUGUGGCCUGCUGCUUGGCUCUGGCUGGAAAGAAGCAGUGUAGCCCUGAAGAGCUCUUAUCCUCCAUGUGGGGCUGGACUCCUCCAACAGCUCCUAAAAUCAAAACACUGGUUAAACCCAGAGGAAAGAGCUCCAGCAGUGACAAACCUCUUCCAGCCACUGCACCAUCAGCUAAGAACCUGACGGAGAGCAAACUAGAGGUGUGUGUAGAGCCAGGGCGAAAAAAAAAAUACAGAAGUUGCUAUCGCUUCCUCAAAGAAAGCCAAGAGCUCCAUGCCAAAAAUCAUCACCGCAAAGCCUGCUAUGGUCUUCAAAACCCCCCGGGCAUCUAGAACCCCCAGGCCCAGGUCCGUCUCAGUCGUGACUCCGGCUGGCAUGGCCACUAACCUGAGCGCGUUUGACUUCACCAAUGAGGUACCUGAUAUUACAGUAAGCUCCACCCCUCUUCCUGCAGCCAGGGCCACACCCAGUAGCCGCUGUGGGGUCAUGAGGUCAAAGGACAUGUCAAAGUGUUCCUUCCAGGUUUUUGAAGAUUCAUCACCUCUGCAAGAGAAACCUGUACCAGUUCCAGCUGCUCCAAAACGGACCAAACGCUCACGCUUUAAGGUGGAGUUUAGUGAUGAGAGCGACACUGAGGUGGCUGAUGCGCCAGAGACAAAAUCAGACAACAAGCGCUCCGUGUCUUCUGCACCAAAACACACCUCUAAAAGCCGAGCUGAGGAGCAGAACCGGCCCAGACGCACGAGAACCACGAAGAAAAGCACCGCCCUCUGUCCCAGCGGUGCCUCCUCUGAGGAAGACACGCAACUGCGACGGGGACGAUCCAGAAAAGCUCAGAGCUCCGAUGUUGUGGAGAAACCGGAGAAGAUGAGG